Blepharisma stoltei is the source of this 534-nucleotide messenger RNA. Lineage: Eukaryota; Ciliophora; Heterotrichea; Heterotrichida; Blepharismidae. The record is from the annotation of a GenBank genome assembly.
AUGGUCUAUGCUCUUGCAAGAGUGGCUUCUCAUUGGAUUCGAACAAUAACUGUAUCGCAACUUGCAAUAAUCUUUGCACUUCUUGCUCUACUUCUAAUGGGCAAAACUGCACUGCAUGUAUCACAAAUGCAGAGUUAUCUGGAAUUACUUGCUCUUGCACACCGAAUUCUUCAUAUGACUCACUCCCCCCUUUAAAUUGGAAGAAUAAAUUUUGUUCUUAUUUAAAGUGGGGUUGAAUUUUUUUCAAAAUUUUGUUUUAUGAAGAAUUAUUCAAAAUAAUAAUCGAUUCAGUGCUAAAUAAUGCAUUUUUAUCAUAAUGUUAGGUUAAAAAAUAAUUCUAUAUAUUAUUUUUACAUAUAAAAUUUUAUAUAAAAAAAGUUGUUCUAUUUGAAGAGAGUAUAAAGCACCCAAAAAUAUAAAAUAACCAAUAUUUUGAUCCAGUUUAAAGGGUGGAGUCAGCUUCAAAAAGCUGUCUCUGUAACUCUGGAUACACAUUGUCAAAUAGCAAAUGUGUGGUCUGCAAAAAGUAUUUAG